Messenger RNA from Dunckerocampus dactyliophorus (ringed pipefish), 2169 nucleotides. Its product is annotated as zinc finger protein 93-like. Gene Ontology annotation, molecular function: DNA-binding transcription factor activity; RNA polymerase II cis-regulatory region sequence-specific DNA binding. The coding region runs from base 259 to 1707 and encodes 482 amino acids. The transcript has 2 exons. The record is from RefSeq and is a predicted model, not a curated record. NCBI's taxonomy places the organism in Eukaryota, Metazoa, Chordata, Actinopteri, Syngnathiformes, Syngnathidae. Gene Ontology annotation, biological process: regulation of transcription by RNA polymerase II.
CACCGGAUGUGCUGCCACCAAAGCGCGCCAUCCGUAGAAGAAGAGGCUUUCCUCUUUUUUUUCCAUGGUGUGGUCAAAUGAUACUUAUACCAAAACGACGGCAUUGCAGUCUAUCUCGUAAAGAACAUCAGUUAAUCAGUGGCCCGUUUUCGGCAAGAGUGAUAAAGUCAAGUCUCAAUACGGCGGUACUGUCAAUAUCAUAAUAAGGUGCAACGGAGGGGGUCCACGUUGAAGGUGAAUACAUUCACCCUCGGUCCGAUGAUGGAGCAACAAAAAUCCAGCUCGGGUGUGAGUUUAACUGGGGGGAUCUGCUUUAGCUGUGAGCAGAUCUUUUCCAGCCAGACAUUUUUGGAGCAGCACGUCUGCCCCUCUGCAAGUUACAUCUGCUCCUGUGGGACUGAGUUCAGCAAAUAUGCAGACAUGCUGAACCACAACAGCACUCAUGAACCGGGACAGCAGGUGCUGGAUCACGAAACAAUAAGGAAGCGCAGAUUUGCAAAGCACAUUGAAGAAGAGGAGAAGCUGAAACGAUUUAAGUCGGGUCAAGUUGUCUGGAAGGUACAAAAAGCGGAUAGUGGUCCUGCAGCUUCUUUAUCGCUGAGGCCAGCACCCAUGGCAUCAGCUUCCUUGCUUCCAAAUACCAUGCGGUCUUCACAGACCUCCCAAGUGCCUUCCUUGUAUCCGUCUUCAUCCUUGCUCUCAAAACCUCGCCAAGCUGGAACAGGCAUGCAGAAAAUGUUUUCCGAGGUUGGUGCACCAACGGUGGAUCUUUGGACACUGUACCAGCCUGUGGUGUUGGUGCAAACCGUUCACCAGUAUAACAAGUGGAAGCCGUACACUUGUGGUAAAUGUGGCGAGGGUUUCAUCAACAAGCGCAUGCUCAUUUCUCAUGCUUACAGCCAUGUCACAGAUAAAGUUUCUGGCUGUAUUGGAUGUGGGUUGCUGCUUUCCAGCAGAAAGUUAGUGCCUCGCUUCCAUGUUUGUAAUUCCCCCAACUCAACGGCCAAAUUGAAAAUCGUCACUGCAAGGCCGCUUAACUACAAGCGCCCUAUUACAUCCAUAGACCUGACUCAGGAGUCACCGAGGCCUCAUGCCACAUACGUCAACAAGAAUAAAAGCAGACAGAUGCUUCAAGUGACUUCAGCCCUGCAAUUGAAAAAUCUAAACAUUCGAACAUACACCAGAAACUCUCAGGGACCUCAUGUCUCGACGUCCCAGCAGUUGAAAAAGCAAAAUUCCAUCGUCAACAUGCCCCAUAACACAGUUGCGUCCAAUAAAAGCAAUUGGAAGCGUCCUUCCUCACCCGCAAUGAGCUUACUCAGCCAACCCGUGCAAACACCCUCGGACGGAGAUGAGUUCACAUGUCGAGUUUGUCACAUCCCCUUUGACAGCACCCAGCAGCUCCAGAGGCACAAGUGCGCCAAAGCUGAGGAGUUCAUGGCCAAACACGGGCGCUUUGGCAAGCUGAUAAAGCCAAGGAGAAUCAUGACAACGGUUUCCAAGCCCAAUGUCACUCAAGUCAACGGUGAGAUAAACCAUACCUUCCCAGCUGGCGGCAACAAAGAACAAGUCAGCUCCGACAAAGGUGCUGGUAAAGCGGAUACAGGAGAUGAUUUUGAAGAUGAUUGUUACAUUGUGGAAAGCCAACCAGAGAAACCUGCUGAAAUGAUCUACCAGGUUACCUCAUCUGUCCCAAUUAAAACUUGACCAGUGUACAUGUCCAACAUGGAGCUAGUAUUGGUCCAGGCGUCAACAUCAUCUGAUUAUGUGCAUUCCAAAGGAAUAUCCUGUUUUCGGACACUUUUUGAACUUUAAAAAUACUUAUGCGUGUAGAUUGGAUAGAAUUGAAUAUGCAUUUUAUUUUGCUGGACCCACACUAAAGCAUCAAAAAAUGUAUGUAUAUCCACCAGUGUAUUUAUACUUUGGCUUCAAGUGAUAAGAAUGAUGGCUGUUAUGAUAAAAUUUGUGGUUUAGCCAUGUUUCAUUACAGCAACAAGGCACUGUAUUAUAGUUUUCUUGUUUUUUUUUUGUUUUUUUUUUGCUUUCCUAAAUUAGGUUUUAGUGUGAUCAGAAUGUGUUAGGUUGUAAGAAUUUACCUCCAUGACAUGUUACUUCCCACUGUUGUAUUUUAAACAGUAUGUAUUAUUAAACUAUAUUUUCAAAUUCUCA